Messenger RNA from Frieseomelitta varia, 689 nucleotides. RefSeq lists its product as uncharacterized. Bases 131 to 544 code for a protein of 137 amino acids. Lineage: Eukaryota; Metazoa; Arthropoda; Insecta; Hymenoptera; Apidae. Gene Ontology annotation, molecular function: serine-type endopeptidase inhibitor activity; protein binding. The record is from RefSeq and is a predicted model, not a curated record. The transcript is spliced from 5 exons.
GGACGACUUUAGUAAGUUUCAGUAAACCCGCGAUCUCGUGCAUGAGCACAAAUUGCAGGGAGACAGAGGAAAGAAGAGGAAAAUUAGAGAAGUAGAAAUUUACGAAAUAGAAAAGGAGUGACUAAUCGAAAUGUGGCAAUUUUGGCUACUGUUAACUAUUGUAUCGUGCAGUGGAGAAGCGAUCGCCUUUCCACAGAAUGACGGGCUGGCUGGUAACAACGUUGAAAUUCAGACGACCCGCGAGACGUUCGUGGUGGAUGGAUUCGUUUUCGAUGGACCGGCAAACAGACCGGGAGGUUCCACAACCCGUAUUGAUUCUGCAACAGUUACGACAAUCGCGACAACAACGGCUGCACCGAACGACUCUCAGUACAACCAGUGUGUAACAAGGUGUCCGGCAACUCCUGAAUAUAAUCCAGUGUGUGGCUCGGACAACGUUGAGUACGACAAUCCAGGUCGAUUAAACUGUGCCUCGGCAUGUGGAAGAGAUGUCACGUUGAAGUAUGUUGGGCGUUGCAUGACUUCGAAAAUAAGAGGAAGAUAAUGCUUAAUGACGGCGUAAUACCGAUUGAGAAUAUUGAUACGCGAAUCGCGGAUUCGAUUCACACGAGAAGACUGGUUUACUACGUAGUUAUGUAAUUGUCUGUUCGUCGUUGCUUCGGUUUUAAUACAAGUUUCAUGGAAAAUAA